Magallana angulata is the source of this 5679-nucleotide messenger RNA. RefSeq lists its product as uncharacterized. Lineage: Eukaryota; Metazoa; Mollusca; Bivalvia; Ostreida; Ostreidae. The record is from RefSeq and is a predicted model, not a curated record. The transcript has 12 exons. Bases 2614 to 4167 code for a protein of 517 amino acids.
GGUAUGUACACUCAUUCAUGUUGACCAUUUUGGUUUUUUUUAAAUGGGGGGGGGGGGGCAUAAAUCUUAUUGUCUGGUGUGUUCUUAAAAAAUCCUUAAUUUUGUGGUAAUUUGUGUUAUAAACUGCAGCUAAAUAUAUUUCUGUUGCUGUUGACCUCUUGUACUUAUUUGCUGUUAGAAGUCACUUGUUGGCAUUAAACAUUCAAAUCUAUCCUCAUUCCUGUGCAUAUAAUAGACUCUUAAUUAUCCCCUCGGAGGCUCCGUGCCCGGUAGGACUCAUGAGGUAGUGCAACAAAAGACACCUCCUACUAUGGUCACUGGCAACAACCUGCACCUCUCUCCAACUGUUUGCCACUCCAGUUCUUCUCUCUGUUUCUCCACUGUGUGCCUAAGCCCAGGUCAGCAUAGUUCUGAUGUUCGAACUGUUGUCCCUUCAAAAAACAUGACUUAUCCAUCUCCAGUUCCUCCCCUUGACUGUUCUUGAUGUUGGGAGACCACUCCGCUCCCAAUAGGAGUGGACCGAAAAUGCUUGGCUAGUGAAGAUACCCAGAAAAUUACGAAAAACUGUUACAGUAAGUGCAUAUAUAGCAAUCAGUGCUUUUUCACAUGAGUCUAGCAUCAAUUUGAUGCCCUGUUUACUGGUACAAUACACUCAAAGUCCACUAAUUAAGCUGUAAUAUGUUACAUUUGUUAUGCCCCACUUCGAAGAAGGGAGAGCAUAUUGCUUUGCUGCUGUCCGUCUGUCAUUCAAUCUGUUGGUUAUUCCACUCACAGUUUCCAUUCAUUUUCUAAGCAAAGGAUGCACAUUUGGAUAUGAAAUUUGGUCUACAGCUUUAUCAUUAUAAUAUCUAAAUCAAGAUUGAUUUUGGGUACGAUCGAGCAAUUUUCAUCAGAGUUAUGCCCGUUGGAAGUAGAAGAAUUCCAAUUAUUUGCAGUUUCCAUUCAUUUUUCAAAGAGGAUGCACAUUUUGAAAUGAAAUUUGUGUUGCAGAUUUAUCAUAAUAAUAUCCAGGAUAAGUUUGAUUUUGGGUAUGAUUGAGCAAAUUUCAACAGAGUUAUGCCCCUUUGACGUAGAAAAAUUCCAACUAUUUGCAGUUUCUAUUCAUUCUUUUUGCAGAGGAUGCACAUACUGAAAUGAAAUUUUGUAUACAUGUUUAUCAUAAUAAUAUCUAAGUUAAGUUUGAUUUUGGGUACAAUUGAGCAAUUUUUUGUCAGAGUUAUGCCCCUCUGAUGUAGAAAAAUUCCAAUUACAUGUAUUUGCAGUUUCUAUUCAUUUUCUUCACAGAGGAUGCACAUAUUAAAAUGAAAUUUGUACACUGAUAAAAAUCAUAAUAAUAUCUAGGUCAACUUUGAUUUUGGUAAUAAUGGAACAAUUUUCGUCAGAGUUAUGUCCCUUGGAUGUAGAAAAAUACCAAUUAUUUGCAGUUUCUGUUCAUUUUCUUAAUUCGCAGAGGUUGCACCUAAUGAUAUGGAAUUUAGUAUACAGGUGAGGUUUAUCAUACUUAUAUACAGGUUAAUUUCAAUUUUGGAUAUGAUUGAGUAAUUUUUGACAGUUUUGUCAUGGACUUAAAGAAAUCUCAAUUUUUUAGUUUCCAUUCAUUUUCUUUGCAGAUGUAUCAAGGGAGGGGGGCAAGUGUUUCUUAAACAUAUCUCUUGUUCUUAAUUUAUAAUUGCAACAAAAUAAAAUAAUGAGUUUUGUUAUAGUAUUAGAUUUACUAUAGUCUUUCUCAGUUUGAAGUUUUUAUCCCUUUCUGCUAAGUAAGGGUAAGGGGUAAUAAGGUUGGAUCCGAAAAUUGUGUGUGUGAAAUGUUUUUAGAACUUCCAAAUGGAUAAAAGAUAUCAAUUUUCCCUUUAUAAAUCUCUCUAUAAAAAUUUUUUUCAUAAAUAAGUACCAAUUGAUGUCGCCCAUCUGCAAAUCUUGCACAUGUGCAUGGCCUUAUUAGGAGCUUUACGUCUAGGAUGUGUGCUUAGUGAAGGUUAAUGUACAACCCAGAUAAAGAUAUAAUAUAGUAUCAAAUUUCUAUCUUUAUCUCUUGUCUGGUGUGAUAAACAAGUUUAUUUAACUUAUCUUAUUAUUUUAACCUGGCAUGACACCUUUAAUAAUCGUGCUAUUGCUCAUUCAUCUAAAGUGAUUAUAACAUUUUCAUAAAUUUUAGUGCUCUUUUUAUUAUCAUAAACAUUUUUCUUCAAAAAUAUUCUUGGUGUUUACAUUUAUAACUGGGUACUGGGGGAUUGAUGUAACAUUUAACUUAACGAAGCAAGUUUCCAAAGAGAUAAAAGAUGAAUGACCUUGGUUGUACUAAACCCCUGGUUAAUGUCACACUCGGCUAUCAUAAACGGGUACCGUGCACCCCAAAUUAGUUUGAUCUUUGUCUUUUUAAGUUCACACUUGCAUAAGCUGUUAAAACAGGUUAAGCAUAAUUGUGAUUUUGUGUGCAAUCCAGAGAAGUAAUUCACAGUGCUAGCAAUAAUAGAAUUUGUGCCUGCUAGCACCAUAGAAUUUGUGCUGCCUCUGCAAUAUUUUCUUUGAAAUUUCUCACCGGAAUUGCAGUGAUACAAUGAUUUUCAGAGUUGUCUAGCGGUCGUUAAAAAUCUGAAAAGUUGUUUAAAUUGGAUGAUGAAACCGAUGGGAUAUGCUAACUUGCAGGAAGAACUGAUAGAAGAGGAUGACCUCCGUAAACCCCGGGGGGACAAGCCACCCAACUCGUACAUCGUGAUGAGUGACAACUCCCUAGUCCAGCGGGAUAACGAGCUUCAACAUGCAAGUGACAUGUCGGGGGACUCCAACAACAGCAGCCCAAUCAGAGUGGAUAUAGCUGACAUAGAUGGAGAGGAGAGCUUGAACCUGACCACAACAACACUCAGACGAUGCAAGAAGCAGGUGCUCCGUCCUUACUGGAGGCUCCUCAUGUUUAUUGGGUGGCGAGGAUUCGGAAGAGAGUCAGUGAACUCGGGCAGAAUGAGAUGGACAAUACUGAACAUUGUGUACCCUGUGUUUAUUGUGUGCUUACUACUGUAUACCUAUAUCUAUGAAAUUGUUGCAUGUCAAUGGAAGUUGGAUCUACACAAGGAUACUCAGGUCAUUACGACAACAACCCCCACUCCAGUGUCAACAGAAUCCAACGUGACUGAUGGAGUGUCUUUAGAUGAGUAUCAGGUCACUCCCUCCUAUGGCUUACUACAGAAUCUCACUACCAUGCGUAAGAUUGGACCCUCGGAGCCUCCGGAGGCCUGUCAGCAUAUCAUCACAACCUAUGUCAUUCCAAAUGUUCUCCAUUUUCUGGCCUACAUCAUGGGCAUAGUUCACUUCAGGAUACAGGAAAAUGAACAGCUGUAUGCCAUUAUGGAAAAAGUUUUUUUGCAAGCUACACCUUCCUAUAGCCGGUCUGCUUCCCAGCAAAAGAUGAUCAAGAAACUAAGAAUACUGAUGGCUGUUGGGGCUAUUUGGGUGGCUGUUACUUUAGUAAUGCAAGGCUUGUAUGAAUAUGCCUUUAAUUUUCCUCAGCUGCUAUUCUUCAGAAAAGUUGGGACGACAGUCCACUGGGUGCUGUUUAGUAUAGAACUGCUGGGAAUUCUGGUCCUGAACUCUGUGACCCUUGCUGUGAUAGCUAACUAUGUCACUCACUGUGAGAUGGUGUUGUUCUACCUUAAAGGGCUGGCUCUGAGACUGCAGGAGAAAUCCACAGAACUGAAGGCAGCCAUGAAGGACAUUCUAUUCAUAAAACAGAAUGUGAGCUUACUCAAUGGACCAGUGGCCAGAAUGACUGCUCUUAUAUCAGUUAUAUUCGCUGAACUGACAAUUAUAGGUAUUGUUAUUCUUAUUUUGAAUAAAAAUGACUCUGUAAAAGUCUGGAUCUACAGGAGUUUCUUCCCUUUGGUGUGGCUUUUCAUUCUCUGUGCUCCUCUGUAUCAGGCAGCCCGGGUGAACUCUGUGUCCAAUAGGAUGAAGAAGAUAGCCUUGGAGAUGAGGGUGUUUGGCUACAAGAAUUCCUCUCAACUAGAAUUAGACUCCUUCAUUUUGUUUAUAAGUCAAGCAAGAAUGAAGGCCAAGCUGUUCCAUGUUCCCAUCCUGCCUCAGUACCUGAUAGCCAUUUUAGUGUUGGGAGCAUUUAUUCUGCUGAUUCUAUUUCAAACCAGUGUUAUAGGCCCAGUCAACUACUGGUUUUAGUCAGAAUGCUAUACUUCUUCCACAGACUUUACCAGAAAACACAUUUUUCUUAACAAAUUACUGCUACCUUGAUCUGUACAAAGUACACAUUGGGGAAGCUAUUCACCUGAUGUAGCUAGUGGUUUUACAUGGGGUUAAUACAUGUAUGACUACGAUAUGACAGGGAUAUACAGGAGAAUGUUAUAUAUUUUUGAUGUGUUUAUUUGACCACAUGCAGGCAUUAAGAUCGUCAUAGUAUUCUAAUACAAUGGUGCUUAGUGUGUCUCUGUCAGAGAUGCAGUCAUUUACAUGUACCAGUGCUUUAAUACUGGACUAUAUCAGAAACAAAUGUACAUGUAUUUUCAUGUCAAUGCAAAUGAUAGUUUUAAUACUUGUGUUUUUCUUGAUAUAUUUGGUACCAAAAACUUUUUGAAAAACUUCAAAAGUAAAUAUUUAUUUUGAGAGACAGUGAUUUAAUGCACAAUGUACAAGUACUUUUCAGUUGUCAUUAAAUAUGUUACAGUGUACAUGUCAUUGACAUGUAAUUACCGGUAAGUUACAGUGUAUAUAUUGUGCCAGUAACUACAUGUAUUAUCAUUCAUGUGUACAUCAAAAUUUUCUAGUUCUGUUAAAUGUUCAAGAUUUUGUUUUUGUCAUUAUUCAAUUCACACAACCUUGUUUUUUGUCAUUGUGCAGAAUUUGAAUCAUGGCUGUCUGCCAGUUUCUACAUGUAUGCAUCUAGUCAUUUGACAUUCCCUAUAUAUUCAUAAUUUUAUUUUUUGAAAAUAUAAUACAUGUCCAUACUUAAACAUAUGUUUUGAUCAUGUGCCAAAAUGAUGACUGUAUCAAUAAUAUGCAUUGCUAACAUUGUAUGUUAAAUUUGUCACUCAAUAAAUGUAGGGAAAAUGUUUUCAAUAUAUUACAUGUACAGGUUUAUUAAUAUGUUAUUAUACUUGUGUGCAAUACUUCUUUGAGACGUUUUGGUGUAUUCAUAUGUGAUAAGCUCAUAAGAGAUUAUUGAACUAUUUAUACAUUAGUUGUAUAAAGAUAAACUUUUUUAUUCCAUGUUAACUCAUUAUGUGAUUGUUUUGAAAGAUUAUAUUGCAUUUUUGACACUAGUCUAAAGUAGAAUUUAUGUAUUUUAUUAAAAAGAAGAAUUUCCCUUACAAAUAGACAAUCAAUUUAUUUAUUUUUAUAUUAGUUUAAUUUUUUCACAUAUUUUUCUCUCUACAAAUUCAGUGGUUAAAUACUUUAAAUUGUAUUUGAAAACUAAUGGCAUCUUUAAUAAAAUUAUACUGUACCUUCUUCAAUAUAAAUGUCAGAAACUGUCCCAUUUCUCCAUAAUAUGUGUACAUGAAUUCUUUUGUGUUUCUCUCUGCAGUAUAUACGUACAUUUAUAGGGAGAUGUUGUGUACAAGAGGAUUAAUUUUGUUUUGGUAACUAUCACCUAUGCUCAGCAGUGUUUGUUGUGGAACAAUACUUGAGUGAAUGGGCUGCAUUUUGUUGGUUUAUUAAAGUUGUUAACUGAUUGAA